ACAACAACCUGGAUAUUGCCUUGUUCAAUCUCAACACCCAAGCGGCGUAAUUUCUCUUGCAGACGAUUUACACGUUUCGACUUUGAGCCAGUUCAACCGCCUUUUAGAAUUGUGAAUUCUACCUUCGUGGAACUGUACCGAGAGACCGGCACUGCCCAUCAUGUCGCAGGAUACUGGUCUGUGGAGCGUCCGCAGGCCAAGGGAGACUCUUGGGGGCAUCAGCCUCAACACGAGUAUCCCUCAGCCAGCUUCAGCAAUGAAGCGACCCAACUCAACCGCCGGCAACAAUCAUGUCCGGUCUAUGUCAGGCUCCAGGCAAUCGCUCGCCAUGUCGCGACCGAGCCAGCCAAUCUUCCAGCGCAGCUCGUCGGGAACCAAUCUCGCAGAUAUUGGGUUGUCUUCGGUCAAGCGCUCUUCCUUCCAGAACAACAACACGAACUCGCUCAAGCCUUACACGCCCGGCAGCGUUCCCGGACGGGCGUCGACAGAUGGGGACCGACGGAGUAGCGUCUACCGCUCGCGUUCGUUGACCGCCGGCCCGGUGGGUGGGCAUCAGAGCUUCUUCCAGCAGGCGCCACAACCCGCCGGCGUGCCACGCGACCCACGCCCCCUAAAGGAUCGAUCAUACCAGACCAGGAUCGGCCAGGAACUCCUUGAGUACCUAGCGCAGCACAACUUUGAGAUGGAGAUGAAGCAUAUGCUCUCGCAGAAUAUCAUCAAGUCGCCGACGCAAAAGGACUUCAACUACAUGUUCCAGUGGCUCUACCACCGCAUCGAUCCGAGCUAUCGCUUCCAGAAGAACAUCGACCAGGAGGUGCCGCCUCUGUUGAAGCAGCUCCGGUAUCCGUACGAGAAAAGCAUCACCAAGAGCCAGAUCGCAGCUGUCGGAGGUCAGAACUGGAGCACCUUCUUGGGACUCCUGCACUGGAUGAUGCAACUGGCGCAGAUGUUGGAGCGAUACCAGCACAACCACUAUGACGACGCUUGCAUAGAGGCGGGCAUUGAUGUUACGGGCGACCACAUCAUCUUCGAUUUUCUCAGCACGGCGUACAGAGACUGGCUUGCAAUGGAGGAGGACGCGACGGAUGAGGACGCAGAACGCGCCCUGGGGCCACACGUCGAGAACAUGGCCAAGGCGUUUGAGCAAUCAAAUUCCAAGUACCAGCAAGAGCUCGAGAUCCUAGAAGCUGAGAACAGCAGGCUGCUGAAGGAGAUCCAUGACCUCGAGAAGUCGACGCCGGACCCCGCGGUCCUCGACAACCACUUCAAGAUUAUGGAAGAGGAUAAGGUGAAGUUUGAGGAGUACAAUGCACUCGCCAUGCAACGCUCCGAGAAAUACGAGAACCGGAUCCAAGUGCUGCAGGAGGAACUGGACAAGCUGCUGGUUGAGCUCAAAGAGGCCGAGGACGAGCGCAGGAGCCUGCAGCGGGCCGUUGACGACCAAGGAAUCAGCAUGCAGGAUAUUGACCGGAUGACUUCUGAAAGAGAGCGACUUCAGAAGGGUAUCGAGUCCGCAGCCCAGCGCCUCGAGGAGACCAAGAAGAAGGUAGCCGACAAGGAGAUGGAAGCCAGCCGCAAACUCGACGAACUGGAGCGCCUAGCCGAUAAGUACAAUACUGUGGCAUACCAGAUCGGUCUGAUUCCCGGCACCGCGACCAAUGCCAAAGGGAAGGAUUACGAACUGCAAGUGGUAGUCGGUGGAGGAUCCAACUUCACGUCAUCCCAGUUGCAAGGAUCCUACGGCAAUGGAGGGGUCGAGAACGACAGACUUCUUGUUGAUCCGAUCACGGGCUACCAGCCAGCACACAUUCUCAACCUUGAUCUCCGGGGCCAGGUUAAGAACGCUUUCCUGACUCUCAGGAAAGAGGUCUCGGAGCGGAGGAAGGUCGCCAUGGAUAUGAUGAUGGAGGACCACGAUCUGCUUGACCGUGCUAAGGAGGCGAUCGAGGAUAAGCGAAACGAGGUUGAAGCUCUGGAGCACCGUGUGCGUGCAGCCGAAGAGGAGUACGAGAAGACGAAAGAGGUCACCACCGCACAGAAGAUGGCAUCAGAUGCGCAGAUCGAGAAGAUGGAAAAGGAGCUUGCCAAGAUGCGCGCCCAGCUCACCGAGUCGGUACAGCUGAUGGAGCAGCGGGAGAUGAACAUCAACAUUGAACAUGAGCAACUGACGCUCCGCUCGAGCGCUCUCCGAGAGGAGCUUCACACGGAACUCGUGCGCAUGAUUAACGACGUGAUCAAGUUCAAGAUGCACGUCCAGAAGAGCCUAGAGGAGUACGAGUUCUUCGUCGCCGACGAGCUGGAGAAGGAGUUGGGGAGCGAUGAGAUGAGAGACGAGACCCGUGCAGUUGAGCUGUAAAUGUCAUUUGUAAUGAGCCACGAUUAUUGUUAACAUGCUGUUUCCGCCCUUUGCACCUACAAUAUUUACUCUAUACCCACUUCAUCCAUGUAGGACAAUUGACACCCGACUUUGUGAGAGUUUUGGAAGUAACUUUCUUCUGCUCAGUCGUUUGGGUGUUGGACGAAGGUUGAACCCAAAGCAACGGCGG
Phialemonium atrogriseum is the source of this 2546-nucleotide messenger RNA. RefSeq names its product HEC/Ndc80p family-domain-containing protein. The record is from RefSeq and is a predicted model, not a curated record. Gene Ontology annotation, cellular component: Ndc80 complex. Lineage: Eukaryota; Fungi; Ascomycota; Sordariomycetes; Cephalothecales; Cephalothecaceae. Gene Ontology annotation, biological process: attachment of mitotic spindle microtubules to kinetochore. The transcript is spliced from 4 exons. Bases 161 to 2356 code for a protein of 731 amino acids.